Messenger RNA from Anolis sagrei ordinatus, 24978 nucleotides. RefSeq names its product dystonin (gene DST). Gene Ontology annotation, molecular function: microtubule binding; structural molecule activity; keratin filament binding. Gene Ontology annotation, cellular component: keratin filament; cytoplasm; intercalated disc. Gene Ontology annotation, biological process: skin development; intermediate filament bundle assembly; wound healing. NCBI's taxonomy places the organism in Eukaryota, Metazoa, Chordata, Lepidosauria, Squamata, Anolidae. The record is from RefSeq and is a predicted model, not a curated record.
CCUCCUCGUUGGCGCGCAGAGGAGGAAACCCCUUGCUUCGUCAUGCUUUGGGGGUCCCUCUCCCGCUGAGCCCUCUCCGCUUGGAGCCUUGCGGCAGCAGCCUCCCUAGCCCUCCUCCUCCUCCUCCUCCUCUUGCCACAAGGGCCACAAGGCUCCUCCUCCUCCUCCUUCCUCCAAGCCUCCGCAGAGGCGAGCGUGCCCUUCGCCGUCCUCUCUUGCCUCCCUUCCCGGGGAUUUCUUCUUCUUCAGCCGAGCGGCCCCCAGCCCUCCAUCCAAGAUGAUCGCCGCCGCCUUCCUGGUCCUGCUGCGCCCGUACAGCAUCCAGUGCGCCCUGCUCCUCCUGCUCCUCUUGCUCGGCACCGUGGCCACCAUCCUCUUCUUCUGCAGCUGGCACCGCAAGCUCCACAAAGCCCGCCACCCCAUCCGGUCCGUCUUCUCCGGCAGAGCCAGGAGCAGAGACGCUGCAAUGAGAACCCAUCACUUUCGCUCCGAGGUAAUUUAUUUAGCCCGAAAUCUCAAGGGAUUUAGACCGAGUCCACGCCAUAUAAGAAGACGUGUGGUCCCUCGCCUUGAAGAAAACAAGCCCUUGGUAGAAGCACGUCAGCUGAGUGAAGAGGAAACAUCGGUUAAGAAGAGAAAAGUCAAGAAAGUCAGCCGCGUCCAGCCAGAGUUCUACCAUUCUGUUCAAGUCACACCUACCCGAAAGCCAAGCUCAGGAAAUGCUUCCUACAGAUGCUCCAUCUCAUCGUCUGCGGAUUUCUCCGAUGAUGAUGAGGAUUUUAGCCAGAAAUCUGGUUCCUUGUCUCCCGCUCCGGGUGACACCCUGCCUUGGAAUCUGCCUAAACAUGAGCGGUCCAAGAGGAAGAUUCAGGGAGGAUCAGUGUUGGAUCCAGCCGAGAGAGCUGUGCUCCGGAUAGCUGAUGAAAGGGACAAAGUACAAAAGAAAACAUUCACAAAAUGGAUAAACCAGCACCUUAUGAAGGUUCGCAAGCAUGUGAAUGAUUUGUACGAAGACCUGAGAGAUGGACAUAACUUGAUUUCUCUUUUAGAAGUUCUUUCAGGAGAUACCUUGCCAAGGGAGCGAGAUUUUUUGAAGACCUUACGGUUGGUGAGUUCAACAGAAGCAUGCCCGUUUGAACAGCAUGAGGAUGAGGAGGAUGAGGAUAAGGGGCCCAGAGAGAAAGGUCGGAUGCGUUUUCACAGACUACAGAAUGUACAAAUUGCACUUGAUUAUUUGAAAAGACGGCAGGUGAAACUGGUGAACAUUAGGAAUGAUGACAUAACAGAUGGAAAUCCCAAAUUGACUUUGGGAUUAAUAUGGACCAUAAUUUUGCACUUUCAGAUUUCUGAUAUCCAUGUUACUGGAGAGUCAGAGGAUAUGUCCGCUAAAGAGAGAUUGCUCCUGUGGACACAGCAGACAACGGAGGGUUAUGCUGGAAUUCGUUGUGAAAAUUUCACUACCUGCUGGAGAGAUGGAAAAUUAUUUAAUGCCAUCAUUCAUAAAUACAGAUCUGCUUCACACAGUUGGGAGACCUCAGGAACAGAUUUGGAGGGUGUACAGGAAGCUGUAUUGAGGUCAAAGAGAAAGAGCAGGCCGGACCUGAUAGACAUGAAUACCGUUGCUGUUCAAAGCAACCUUGCAAAUUUAGAGCAUGCUUUUUUUGUAGCAGAAAAACUUGGUGUUGCCAGACUUCUGGAUCCUGAAGAUGUUGACGUCUCCUCACCUGAUGAGAAGUCAGUAAUCACUUAUGUGUCAUCACUUUAUGAUGCAUUUCCCAAAGUUCCCGAAGGUGGUGAAGGCAUCAGUGCACACGAUGUUGAAGUCAAAUGGGUCGAAUAUCAGAAUAUGGUGAACUACCUCAUCCAGUGGAUCAGACACCAUGCCACAAUAAUGAGCGACAGAGCGUUUCCAAACAAUCCUGUGGAACUUAAGGCACUUUAUAACCAGUAUUUACAAUUUAAAGAAACAGAAAUACCACCAAAGGAGACGGAGAAAUCAAAAAUCAAACACCUAUAUAAAUUACUGGAGGUGUGGAUAGAAUUUGGGCGUAUCAAGCUUCCUCAAGGUUACCACCCAAAUGAUAUUGAAAAGGAAUGGGGGAAGCUAAUUAUUGCUAUGUUGGAAAGAGAAAAAAUGCUUCGCCCAGAAGUUGAAAGGUUAGAAAUGCUGCAGCAGAUUGCGAACAGAAUUCAGAGGGAUAGCCUGAGCUGCGAAGACAAACUAAUGCUUGCUCGAAAUGCAGUGCAAUCAGAUGGAAAACGAUUAGAAUCAGGUCUGCAGUUCCAGAAUGAAGCUGAAAUCGCGGGCUAUCUACUUGAAUGUGAGAAUUUACUUCGCCAACAAGUCAUAGAUGCCCAACUUCUUAUUGAUGGAAAAUAUUAUCAGGCAGACCAACUAGUCCAGAGAGUUGCAAAACUACGAGAUGACCUCAUGGCCUUAAGAGCAGAGUGCUCCUCAAUCUACAGCAAGGGGAGAACGCUGACAACAGAACAGACCAGGAUGAUGAUAUCAGGAAUAACACAAAGCUUAAACUCAGGAUUUGCACCAAACUUAAGCCCAGGUUUAAACUCUGGACUCAGCCAGGGUUUAUCACCCUCCUUGACUUCAUCCAGUCUAACAUCAGGUUUAUCAUCAGGUCUUUCUUCGAGACUGACUCCCGCCAUCACCCCAGCAUACACACCAGGUUUCCCACCACGGUUAAUUCAGAGUUACAUUACUGGAGUUGACAGUGGUGGAUUGCAAACACUCAAACUGAUGCAGAUCCGAAAGCCCCUGAUGAAAUCAGCAUUUGUCGAUCAGAAUUUAACAGAGGAGGAAGUCAACAUGAAAUUUGUCCAGGACCUUUUAAGAUGGGUGGAUGAAAUGCAGGUGCAGCUGGAUCGGACUGAGUGGGGCUCGGAUUUGCCAAGUGUUGAAAGCCAUGUAGAAAAUCACAAGAAUGUCCACAAAGCAAUUGAAGAAUUUGAGUCAAGCCUUAAAGAAGCAAAAAUCAGCGAGAUGCAAAUGACUGCUCCCCUUAAACUUAGCUAUGCAGAAAAAUUACACAAACUGGAGAGCCAAUAUGCAAAACUUUUGAAUACAUCAAGAAAUCAGGAAAGACACCUUGAUACCCUUCACAAUUUUGUAUCACGAGCUACAAGGGAACUCAUAUGGUUGAACGAAAAAGAGGAAGAGGAGGUUGCUUAUGACUGGAGCGAAAGAAACACAAAUAUAGCAAGGAAAAAGGAAUACCAUGCAGAACUGAUGAGAGAACUUGAUCAGAAAGAAGAAGUGAUUAAAUCAGUUCAGGAAAUCGCAGAACAAUUGCUGUUUGAAAACCACCCUGCAAGGUUAACUAUUGAGGCCUACCGAGCUGCAAUGCAAACACAAUGGAGUUGGAUUUUACAACUUUGCCAAUGUGUUGAACAGCAUCUAAGAGAAAACAUAGCAUAUUUUGAGUUUUUCAAUGAUGCUAAAGAGGCCACAGAUUACUUGAGGAAUUUAAGAGAUGCUGUACAUCGAAAAUACAGCUGUGAUAGGUCCAGCAGUCUUCAUAAACUGGAAGAUCUAAUCCAAGAGUCCAUGGAAGAGAAAGAACAGCUCCUGCAUUACAAGAAUGUCGUCGCAGGACUAGUUGGAAGAGCAAAGACAAUAGUUCAGCUGAAGCCAAGAAAUCCAGAUAAUCCACUCAAAACAUCCAUCCCAAUUAAAGCUAUUUGUGACUACAGACAAAUUGAGAUAACGAUUUACAAAGAUGACGAAUGUGUGCUGGCAAGCAACUCUCAUCGUGCAAAAUGGAAAGUGAUUAGUCCGAGUGGCAACGAGGCCAUGGUUCCCUCUGUCUGUUUCACUGUUCCACCACCUAACAAAGAAGCAAUAGAUACUGCAAACAGAAUUGAACAGCAAUACCAGAAUGUCCUAGCACUGUGGCACGAAUCCCAUAUAAACAUGAAAAGUGUGGUCUCCUGGCACUACUUGACAAAUGAAAUUGAAACGGUUCGAGCGAGUAAUGUUGCUUCGAUAAAGACGCUACUGCCAGGUGAACAUCAGCAAGUUUUGAGCAACUUACAGUCCCGCUUUGAUGAUUUCCUGGAAGACAGUCAGGAGUCUAAAGUCUUUUCAGUUGCUGACAUUGCACAGCUGGAAAGGGAAGUGAACAUUUGCAAGCAGUACUACCAGGAGCUCCUGAAGUCUGCAGAGAGAGAGGAGCAUGAGGAAUCUGUUUACAACUUAUAUAUCUCUGAAGUUCGAAACAUCAGACUACGCUUGGAGAAUUGCGAAGAUCGUUUGAUCAGGCAGAUUCGAACCCCACUAGAGAGAGACGAUCUACAUGAAAGUGUGUUUCGAGUAUCUGAACAAGAGAAGCUAAAGAAGGAGCUAGAACGACUCAAAGAGGAUUUGGAAACCAUCACAGACAAAUGCGAUGAUUUUUUUAAUCAAGCCGCUGGUUCACCCUCCGUCCCGACUCUGAGGUCGGAGCUUAACCUAGUGAUUCAAAAUAUGAAUCAAGUUUACUCCAUGUCUUCCAUUUACAUAGAAAAGUUAAAAACUGUAAAUUUGGUUCUCAAAAACACCCAAGGAGCUGAAGCCUUAGUGAAAUUGUAUGAGACUAAACUGUGUGAAGAGGAUCCAUUAACGGCUGACAAGAGUAAUAUAGAGAGCCUGAGGGCUACUUUAAAGCAAUGGAGAUCAGAGGUUGAUGAAAAAAGAGAAGUGUUCCAUGCUCUAGAAGAUGAGCUCCAGAAGGCCAAAGCAAUUAGUGAUCAGAUGUUUAAAACUCACAAGGAACGUGAUCUUGACUUGGACUGGCACAAAGAGAAAGCAGAUCAGUUGACUGAGAGGUGGCAAAAUGUUCAUUCUCAGAUUGAAAACAGGUUGCAUGACUUAGAGGGGAUCAGUAAGUCACUGAAGUACUACAGGGAUACUUACGGUGCACUCGAUAAUUGGAUUAAGCAAGUUGAAGAAACUCAGCAAAAGUUUCAGGAAAACCCUCCUCAGAACAGCAGAGCCCUGGCUAAGCAGCUAAACCAGCAGAAGAUGCUAAUAGCUGACAUAGAGAUGAAACAGAACAAAUUAGAUGAAUGUCAGAAGUACUCAGAGCAGUAUUCUACUACUGUAAAGGACUAUGAAUUACAAACAAUGACAUACAGAGCCAUGGUUGACUCUCAGCAAAAAUCUCCUGUGAAACGCCGAAGAAUGCAGAGCUCCUCCGAUUUUAUUAUUCAGGAGUUUAUGGAUUUACGAACACGCUAUACAGCUUUGAUGACCUUGAUGACUCAGUAUAUAAAAUUUGCAGGUGACUCUCUGAAAAGGCUGGAGGAGGAAGAGAAGUCAGUAGAAGAAGAAAAGAAGGAACACGUUGAAAAAGCUGGAGACUUACUGAAAUGGGUAUCAAAUGUCACCAAGAGUCUCAGAGAAGGUGGUGGUGGAAGACCUGAAAAAGCAGAUUUACUUAAGAAACAGAUAUCUGCUGAUGAUCUAUCUAUGAAGAAAGAACAGAUAUCAGAAGCUUUACAAACAACACAAACAUUUUUAGCAAAACAUGGCGAUAAAAUGACAGAGGAGGAGAAAAAUGAAAUGGAAAACCAUGUUAAGUCCCUACAAGAAGGCUAUAAACUAUUAUCCAAUGAAGAUUUGAAACAAUUGCAGGAGGAACAAAGUAUAGAUGAUGAAAGAAUGGAUGAAAAGGUGGACAAAGUUAUAGCUGGCAUCAUUGAUCAAACCACCGGAGAGACAUUUUCAGUCUUGCAGGCAGUUUAUAAAGGACUUCUUGACUAUGACACUGGAAUUCAAUUACUUCAGGCCCAGCUCAUUUUAUCAGGUUUAAUUUCACCAGCUCUGAGAAAGUGUUUUGACCUUGAAGAAGCAAAAACUAAUGGACUUGUUGAUGAACAAGCUAUAAUACAGCUACAAGAUUUGCAGAAUGCCAAGUCAGUCCUUUCAGAAUUGGAGUUGACAACACACCCAGUAGCUGCUGCUUUGGAAAAGAGUCUAAUUUCAGAAUCUUUGGCUAUUAAAAUUCUUGAAAUCCAGCUUUCCACAGGGUAUAUAAGAAUAUCGGGCACAGGAGAACAUUUGACUUUGCACCAAGCUUUUCAGAAGAGCCUAAUUUCUGCAGCAUUAUAUACAAAACUCCUAGAACGACAGGACAUGUGUAGAGAUCUCAUUGAUCCCAACACUGCUGAAAAGCUCUCCCUUAAGGAGUUGCUUGACAGAAUUGUUGUACAUGAAGAAACAGGCUUGAGAUUUUUACCUGUGAUACCUCAAGAAGGAGGGAGGAUAAUGCUAAAAUCUGGAAGGAAGAUAACUAUUUUGAGAGCAGCUCACGAAGGACUCAUAGAAAGGGAAACCAUGUUCAGGCUAUUAGGUGCUCAGCUGUUUUCUGGGGGUAUCAUUCAUCCUCACACAGGACACCGGAUGACUGUUGAAGAGGCAAUGGGAGAAGGGCUGAUUGAUCAAGAUACUGCUUGUGCUGUUUUAACUCACCAGGUUCAAACAGGUGGAAUCCUGUGUCCAAACUCAUCAAAACGUUUGACUGUUGAUGAAGCUGUACAGUGCAACCUGAUCUCCUCUAGGAGCGCGCUGCUGGUUCUUGAGGCCCAGAGAAGCUUUGUUGGCCUCCUCUGGCCACACAAUGGUGAAAUCUUCCCUAUCUCCACCUCCUUGCAUCAAGACAUGAUCACUAAUGAGGUGGCCUGCAAAAUUCUAAAUGGGAGGCAGAAAAUAGCAGCUCUUUAUAUUCCAGAAACAUGUGAAGUGAUCAGCUUGGAGAAUGCUGCCCAGCAAGGAAUCAUAGAUAGCAAAACAUCGUCAAUUUUGUGUAAUGUUACGCUGCCUGAUGAAAUGCCAAAUAUGGACGAUAUACCAUUCUCUUUGAAGAAAGCUGCAAGAUGGCUUUCAUCUUGUGAACUCCAUCCAUCUAUCCAUCACAAGCAAAGCAGGGAUAUAGAUGGUACUAAUACCAGUGAUCCAAAGCAACACCACUUUCAACAAACUCAAAAGCUAUUCAUGUCUUACCUAAUGAUAAAUAGCUACAUGGAUGCUAAUUCGGGCCACAGGCUUCUUUUGCAUUGUGGUGACUUAAACGAAACUGUCAAGUGGUUAAUGAGUGGGAGUACUUCCCAAUAUAAUAUGGAUGGGAUAGAAACACAAUCUUGUGAUUUCUGUAUGAACCCAAAAGCACCAGAUCAUGAGCAAAACUCUGAAAAUAUAUCUAGCUGUAUCACUGAAAGUGCUUUAAUCCAAGAGACAGGAGUCCAAAACAUUUCUAGGGAUGAUAAGAAGAAAGAACUUCACAGAGAUGACCGGAACAGAAAGGAAAAUAGUUUACCAGAUAUAACUGGUGUUUCAGACACGUCAGAAUAUGCUACAAAUGCCUUAUUUUCCAAAAAGGAAACUAAAUUUGAAAAGGCGACCAAUGCAGAGGGGAAACAUGAAACAGAAAGUUUGCUAGACUCUUCUGAAGAAAUAGCAGUGAAAAUAGGGGGAAAUGUAACUAAGGAAACAGAUGCUGGAAAUGAUGAAGCAAGGGAAUGCCCCUCAAAUUAUUUUCAGGCAAGCAAUCCUUCAAUAAUAAAUAAACAUAAGAUUGACAUGGUAGAGGGAGAGAAAGUCAAAGAGAACGAAAACAGUAUGUCAGUCAUCUUAGGCAACCAUUUAGAUGCUAGUCAUUUCCCAGAUAUUAAGACUGAAGGAAAAGCACAAGACAUCUCUGUUUCACGUCUUAUGGUCACUAAUGCACAGAGAGACAAGUGUCAGAGUUUUCAGACUGAAGAAGAAAUUGUGUUGAUGGAAGAUGAUGCAAAAGAUGAGUUUUGUGAUAGCACUCUAGAACCUGGUAGUAAACCUUUAAAAACAUGGACUCAGGAAGAUUUGGAGCCUUAUACUGGGGAUAGGUUGUUGCAGUCAGAAAUUAAUAAUGCUCCAUUGCUUCAUAAUUCCAAUAAGAAUAGUGGAUGUCCUUUGCAAGGUUUUAUUGAUACAAACAUCAAUUUAGUGCUGGAAGACAGUCCUGUACUAUAUGAUGCAUGCCCACCAAAAGAUUCCCAUUAUAUUAAUGAUAGACUACCACAAGAUCUUACAGAAUAUGUCAGCCCAUCAUUGAAAGACACUGCAAAUAGAUUUACUUUGCAAGAUAAAUCAUCAUUGGAAACAGAUCAUAUACCACAUAGUACAGCUCAAAAUAAUCAAAGCAUGCCAGUGCUAGAAAAUAAUUAUCCUGAUGUUAAUCCAGUGUAUGAAGGCAAUAUGGGUUUGAUCAAUGGAUUAUUAAAGGAACAGCAGACUGAAACUGAAAAUGAGGACUGUAUGGAAAAAAGUAUUACUACCAGAAACAAACAGCAACUCAUAGAGCCAGCUGAUUUACACAGAACAUCUCAUACCAAUGUUGAUGAGGCUCUAUUGUUGAAAUAUAAAGAUGAUAAAUCUAUCAAACCAAUUCAAAGACUUUCCCUGGAAGAUGCCAUUGAUAGAAAUAUUGGUUCCAUAUCUGCAGACAGUUUUGAAUUUUCUGAUGAAACAUCCAUUAAAAUCACUACUGAGAGGGAACCCAGAAUGUCACUGGAAGUUAAUAAUGGACUGGAGAAUAAAGAGCUAUCUCUGAGUGACUAUCAACCAGGAGGUGCACCUGGCAGCUUGCUUCUGGAGGGAAGCAACAUUAUUCCACUAGUGCCACUGCAUGAAAGAGAAUGUCGUACUUCAGAGCCAGAAAAUGACAAUGACUAUAAAUAUAGCACAGGGCACUGUCCUACAACUCUGCAUAAAGAUGUCAGUGAAACUUAUGAUACUACACAGACCCAUCAUAACAAUGGAAAGGCCUGUAACUUGGCAAAAAUGGAAAAGAGUGACUCCUCUGCUGUUGAGGAAGAUGUUACUCCAGAGCAUGCCAACAAAGCCAUAAAAAGAGCAGGAGAAAAGCCAGGGCAAAAAGGUACAAAAUAUUCUCAGGUCAACCUGAAUGAGAAUGAGGAGAGUAUUCUGUGCUUUAGUGAAUCAAGUGACACUGAGAUUUUUGAAAUUGUAAAUGUUGGAGCUUUCAGCGCAUGGUUACUAAAUAGUACUCAAUGUAAGGUGGAAGGUACUGGAGAUGUAGAAAAGAAAGAUGAGAAAAAGGAAAGUGACAAUAGUGAAGGAAAUAACCUCUCCCAUGAAAAGUUACAGGAAGCUGAAAAUCAAAGAGUUGGGCAUGAGAAAAUCAGAAUGAAAGAAGGUGACUCUGAUGGGAGUGAAUGUGAAAGCGUAUGUAUUGAUAGUGGGAAUAGCGAUUAUGAUGAAAAUACUAAUAAUGUUGAGGGAGAAAAUAGUGGAGAUGAAGAUGAUUUUGAAGGUUAUGAUUAUGUUGAUUUUGAUUAUGAUACUUCUGAUACUACAGAUUAUGAGGAUGAGGAUGUGAUGGAAAUGCAUUAUUCUCAGUGCAAUCCUGAAAAGAUUGGAGCACAAUGUUUUGGAGACAACGGAAAACAAGUUUCAGACAAGAAUAUUUAUCAUGAAAAUAAUUUGCACAUGGAUUCAAAAGAUGGCUUCCCCUGCUUUGAAAACUAUAGUGCUUCCAAAAACCAAAAUAAAGCUGAUAUUACCAAAGAAAUUAUUUAUAGCCUAUCAUGUAAAAGUAAAGGUGAAAUACUGCAAGACGAUGAUCAAGAUCAUGAAUCUUUCUUGGAAAGUCAAUUCCCUCCAUUAUGUACAACUAAUGGUGUGACAUUAAAGGAUACAAGAGGAACAGAUGAUCAGCAGGUUGAGCCAGACAUUCCUCCUCAAAACAACUUACAUACUGAUCACAAUAAAGUUAAGUUUUAUGAUGACAUAUUAAUGCCAUGUUUCAAUGAUGAGAAAAGAAAGGAAGUUAAUGGUGGAGCACUGGUACAAGCAAAUAAACCACAAUUAGGAAUGGGAACUCCGGAACAAGGUAAAAAUGGUGUGUGUGUUCUAAAUGGAGAUAAGAUCCCAAAAUCAAAUGGAAGACCGGGUGAGACUUUCUCAUCAGACAUAAAAAAUUGUUACAACAAUAUUCCCCCCUGUGAUGGAAGAACAAAUAUUGACCAAAUAUCAGAUAAAACAAAAUCAGGCAUGCACUCAAAUGGCUUUCCUACUGAUGAAUCCAUGGACAGUGUGGAGGAUUUUGACCUUUCUACUUACUUAAAACAAAGUGCAAAAAAUAUCAAUGUCAUAGAUAUAUUAGAAUUGAGAGAAACUAACACAUUGUACCUUACAAAACCUCAAGAGAAUGGAAAAGAUUUAGAUACCAUUAGCUGCAGAAACACUAAGGGAGAUGGAGAGCACCAUCCAAGAGAAUUGAACUGCCAGCUGUUGUCAUCUCUACCAUCAGUUCCUCCAGAGCCUGUGUUAGUUAAAAAAAGAGAGGGUGCUGUUCAUCCUGAGCUGCAUCAUGAUAAAAUCCAAAACUCCAAAUAUGACUUUAACAAGAUGUCGCAACAGGAUCAUGAAGCAAGUAACAAAGAUGAAACAAGUUCUAAGGAUCAGGCAAUAGGCUUAUCUUACAAUACAUUAGGCACCAUGGAUGGUAGUUCCUACUGUGUGAAGCAGAAACCUGAUGAAACAUUGACUGCUCCUAGCAGCAUAAGAACUCCUAAGGAAAACAUACAACUGUUACAGAAAGAUAUGACAUUUCUUAAUUUUCCUCCAGUGAAGGAACAAGAAAUGCAUGUCUCUGUACAGCCACCUACAUUACCUGAAGGCAUAACAGAUAUAGUUAAAAGCGGUAUGAAAGAUGCCCAUGUUUAUUACAAGCGUGAAGAUGAACCAUUGAGUUACAUUGGUACAAAAGCUUUAAUGCAAAAUUUAUUGAAAAUGAUUAAUUGCACACAUCAUGAGGAUGAGGAGUCUAAUCAAUCUGAGAUCAAACAUACAAAUGAUAGUAGGACUAUUUCAAUAUCCACUCCAAUGUGUGUAAAUACAAAUGAUAAUUUUGCUCCAAAUAUUUGGAUUGAUAAUAGAAGUCCUGACCUCCUCCUUGAUAUAUUGAAGCAAGACCAUAGCAAUCAACGAGCUGAAGGUACACAUGAGGCUGUGGAUGAUGUGGUCCAGAGUGGAAAAGAUCCAGAGGAAAGAACCUCUGAGCUUGACCAUACAUUUUCCAUCCCAGAUGGGAGUGGACAUUCAUCAGAAUUGAAAUCAGAACAUGCUGCAGGGUAUUCUGAUGCAUUUGGUAAGAUUCUUGAUUUGAAACAAAAUCACCAAGCUGAGCAACCAGUUUAUCCACCAAACAUCUACUCUGAUGACAUUAUGGGAAUGAAGGAAUCUGUACCAGGAUCUGACACAACAAGCAUGCUAUAUAGUGGUAUGCAACCUUGUUUGUGGUACAUAGAAAAUCUGAGAAGACACUUGACAGUGUUUCAAGAUAUGAAAUUUCUCUUGGAUGAUUUCCAACCAAUCAGUAAUGAUUUAGAAGCUCUCAAAGUGCAGCUAGAGCAAUUGGAGUCCUUUGAGUCAAGACUUGGUGGCUUUGCUGUUAUUUUACACAAAGAUAUGAAGCUGGCAGAAGAGUUUCUAAAACUUCAGCACAAGGAUGUUCCCAGAGAGCAGCUUCAAGAUUUGAAAGAAACCUAUGAAUGUUUGGAAAAUAAUUUCUUGGUGGUCUGUGAGAUGUCUUCAAAGCGAGCAAAGCAAAUAGUCUUAGGAGUGGAGUCUGAAAUGGCUAAACUUACAGCAUUGCAUCAAGAACACCUUGUCAAGCUUCAGGAGUUCACAGACUGGAUCAUGGAGAAGAAUGAAACCAUUAAAAACUACAAAGUGGAUGUUUGUGACAUUGAAGAUGUGAGACAAAGUUUUCAGUUUUUCAAGGACUUGGAAAAAGAUCAUGGAUGUAAAAAAAUUCAGCUGGAAUCCACAGCCUUUGACAUUCAGUUUUUCAUUUCUGAGCAUGCCCAAGAUCUUUCCCCAAACCAGAGCAAGCAGCUCCUGAAGCUCUUAAAUAGUACACAGAAACACUUCCGAGAAGUGCAAGAAACAAUACAAUCUGAAGUGGACCGUUGUGAAACUCUUUUGCAGACAGCUCAACGUCUUGUUGGCCAGAAGGACUUAGAGGAACAGCAUCAAGAUUUCAAAGAAAAACUGCAGGAUAUAUGUGAUCUCCUCACGCAAACCGAAAACCAGCUCAUUGGCCACCAGGAAGCCCUUGUCAUUGAAGACAGCAAGACUGAGUUGCAGCAAUGUCAAACCAAACAAGAGGAAUUGCAGAAAAAUAUGCAAGCCAAUACACAGGCAUUGGCUGAAAUUGUGAAAAAUACAGAGAUGUUCUUAAAAGAAAAUGGAGAAAAGCUGCUUCAAGAAGACAAGCUCUCUCUUGAAAAGAAGCUGAAUGAAGCUAAGACCAAGUGUCUCCUGCUUAGCCAAAAGGCGGAAGAAUCCAGAAAAGAGCUGGAUAAAGCUGUGACAACAGCUCUCAAGCACGAAACAGAGAAGGUUGCAGCCAGAGAACAGUUGGAAGAGAGUAAAAAUACAAUAGAAAACCUUCUGGAUUGGUUGUCAAAUGUAGACAAAGAUGCUGACCAUGGGAAGAAGAAAUGCAAGCCAGCAAUCAAGCAGAAUGGCAAUCAUUUUCAGGAAGAGGAUGUGGAGGGCUUGGUGGGAGAAGAAGAUGAAGUAAAUGGUAACUUGCUGGACAUUGAACAGGAAAAUGAAAUCCAGAUAGAUGGGCAGCUGAAACCAUCAGAAGAUAAUCUCAAUAUGCAAUAUCAGAAAGCUAAGGCUCAACAUGAGAAACUUAUUUCGCAGCAGCAAGCUGUCAUUAUAGCAACACAGUCAGCCCAAGCCCUACUUGAGAAACAAGGGCACCAUCUUUUACCAGAGGAAAAAGAAAAAAUUCAAAGGAAUAUGAAGGAACUGAAGGUGCAGUAUGAUACCACUUUAGCUGAAUCGGAGCAGAAACUGAAGUUGACACGUUCACUACAGGAGGAACUUGAGAAAUUUGAUGUGGACUAUGGUGAAUUUGAAAGCUGGCUCCAGCAGGCAGAGCAAGAACUUGAAAACCUAGAGACGGGGGCUUCUGACUUCAGUGGGAUUGUGUCCAAACUAAAAAGGCAGAAAAGUUUUUCUGAAGAUGUUAUUUCUCACAAAGGGGACUUGAGGUACAUUACCAUUUCUGGGCAGAGAGUAUUGGAUGCUGCGAAGUCAUGCAACCAAAGAGAAGGCGUUAAAUAUGAUAAGGAAGGUAUUGAUACUUCAUCAACAUUCAUGGAGGUACAGAAUAAGUUGGACAGUGCAACUGGUCGCUUCAAAUCUCUCUAUUCAAAGUGCAGUAUCCUUGGAAAUAACCUCAAAGACCUGGUAGAUAAAUAUCAGAAUUAUGAGGAUGCCUCCUCUGGGCUUCUGUCAGGACUCCAGGAUUCUGAGGAAGCUGUGAAUAAACAUCUAUCAGAAGCUGUUGCUGCCGAUCCCAAAAAUCUCCAGAGGCAACUAGAAGAAACCAAGGUGCUUCAGGGACAAGUAUCUGGUCACCAGAUGGCUGUAGAGAAACUGAAAAAAGCAGCUGAAGUUCUUUUCGACACAAGGGGAGAACUGUUGCCAGAUAAAGAUGAAAUUCAGAAUACACUGGAUACUAUUGUGGAUAAGUAUAAUCAGUUAUCCAAAGCAGUAAAUGAUCGUAAUGAGAAACUCCAAAUCACUCUGACACGUUCAUUAAGUGUGCAGGAUGGCCUGGAUGAAAUGCUUGAUUGGAUGAAUGGCGUUGAGAAAAGUCUUGAGGAGCAAGGUCAAGUGCCUUUGAAUUCUGCUGCUCUUCAGGAUGUCAUCAGUAAAAGUAUGGCUUUAGAGCAAGACAUUCUAAGUCGUCAAAGCAGCCUAAAUGCCAUGAAAGAAAAAAUGAGCAAAUGCAUGGAAACAGCAGAUCCGUCCACUGCAUCCUCUUUGCAAGCUAAAAUGAAUGAGCUCUCUUUACGGUUUGCAGAAGCAAAUAGGAAACACAAGGAAAAACUUGGAAAGAUGGAAGAACUGCAGAGUAAAGUAGAACUAUUUGAAUGCCUGUCUGAUAAACUCCAGUCAUUCUUGGACAAGAAGACUCAGGCUCUAAGUGAAGCUGAUGUCCCAGGGAAGGAUGUCACUGAAAUGUCCCAAUAUGUUCAGGAAACCAACACUGAAUUGAUGGAGCAGAAAAAAGAUCUUGAAGUUUUGCAACACCUCAUUGAAGAACUUUCUACUCAUGCGCUUCCUGCAGACAAAUCUUUAGUAUUAGAAAAAGUAAACGCUCUGUUAAAGAAAUUUAAGGAAGUUGAGGAAGCCAUACAAGAAAAAGAAGAUGAUGUAUCCUCUUGCCAACAGCAAAUGGAUGCAUUCAACCUUCAUGUAGAAUCUUUAAAGAAAUGGAUAGAUGAGGUGAUCAAAAAAGUUCCAGACACACAGCUUUCUUUAAAUACUGAUACUUUAAAGAAACAUUUGCAAACUACCAAGAAUUUGGAAGAAGAAUGGAGUUCAAAGGCACCUGACAUUCAGAAAAUGAUUACCAGAGGAACAGUGUUGUGCAACCUGAUCAGUUCUGUGACUUCACCUGCAAAGUCAAGGGGACUAAAACCAGCUGUAAGUGGCUUGGUAUUAAAUGGUGAAGGAGCAACUGUAGGUACUCAGGAUUUCCUGUCAAACAAAGAACUGACCACAGUCCAGCACAGCAUGUCAGCAGUAAACAAGAGCUAUGAUGACUUGGGGACAAUGCUGAAGAAAAAAACUUCAGAACUGGAAUCCAUGCUUUCAAACAUGCAAAACGUUCAAGAAGAAUCAAACUCAAUGAUGGACUGGUUACAGAAAAUGGAUACUGCUACAGCCAAAUGGGAAACGGCUCCUCUCGACACUGAGUCAGUCAAGGAACAAGUGGAUCAACAUAAGCUUUUUGAAACAGAAUUGAAACAGAAUGAGAAUAAAGUGCAAGAGUUGAAGGACAGAGUUACAGAGCUAUUGGAGAAGAACCCGGACUCUCCUGAGGCACCAAAAUGGAAACAGAUGUUGGAGAAAAUAGAUUCCAAGUGGAAGGAACUGAGUCAGGUAACAGCUGAUAGACAGAAAAAAUUGGAAGAGUCAUCAAAUUACCUGACCCAAUUUCAGACGACUGAGGCUCAGUUGAAGCAGUGGCUGGUGGAAAAGGAAUUAAUGGUCAGUGUCCUUGGACCACUGUCCAUUGAUCCAAACAUGCUGAACACCCAGAAACAGCAAGUUCAGAUUCUGCUGAAAGAGUUUGACACACGGAAGCCUCAGUAUGAACAGCUAAGUGCAGCCGGACAAGGGAUCCUGAAAAGACCAGGGGAACAUCCACCUUCUCAUGAAACAGUGAAGCAGCAACUGGCUGCUGUGACAGAGAAGUGGGGUGGAUUAACAGGACAGCUGAGUGACCGGUGCAGCCGAAUUGACCAAGCCAUUGUCAAAAGUACAGAGUACCAAAACUGUCUGAGAAGGCUCUCUGAGAAACUUGGUGCCUUGGAUAAUAAAUUGAGUCAAAGUCUGGCUAUAAGUACCGACCCUGAUGCUGUGAAGCAACAGCUGGAACUGGCCAGAGAAGUCAAAGAAGAAAUAAAAAAGGAAAUGCUGAAUAUUGAUGCUGCUGAGAUUCUGUGCAAGGAGUUAUCAGAGCUGGUGGCUGAAGACUAUUUGAAAGCAGAACUUGCCAGGCAGUUAGAAGGCAUUUUGAAACCUUUUAAGGAUAUGGAACAAAAAGCAGGAAAUCAUAUUGAGCAACUUCAGUCAACCUAUGUUAGUUCUCAUCAAUUCCAACAAAUGUCUAAGGACUUUCAGGUCUGGCUGGACAAACAGAAAGAAGAACAGAAUCGGUCCCGUCCUAUAUCUGCCAGGAUGGAUUCCCUGCGGUCAUUAGUUGAUGAUCAAAAAGAGUUCAAAGCAAGGUUGUCUGGCGAGAUUGGUUCUUAUGAGAAGAUCAUUGCUGAAGGAGAAAGUCUGCUCCAGAAGACUCAAGGAGUAGAGAAAGCAGAACUGCAGUCCCAGUUAAACCUGCUUAAAGCUAACUGGGAGGAAAUGAACAAGCAAGUUAAAGAAAGGCAAGACAAGUUAAACGAUUGUGUAGAGAAGGCCCACAGAUACAAAGAGCAUGUGGAGGCCCUGCAACCUUGGAUAGCAAAGUGUGAGAGCAAUGUGUCUGAAAUCAAGAUGGGAAUUGAUCCAGUUCAGCUAGAGAACUCCAUCACUCAGGUGAAGACCUGGCAGAAGGAUCUGGACAAACACCAAGGGAUAGUGGAGCUCUUGUGUAAUGCAGCAGACACGUUCCUCAAUGCCUGUGAGACAGAUAAAGAUGUUAUUGAAGAGGAGAAGACACUUCUGAUUCAGAAAAUGAAUGUGGCCACAGAACAAUUACAAAUAAAAAGAGAUGAGUUGGAAAAGAUGUCUCAGAAACUGAAAGAGUUUCAAGAAUCAUCUAGAGAAGUUAAAGAGCAGCUGAAGAAUGCCAGGGAACAGCUGGAAGUGCAUGAGUCUCUCAAACCCCAGACCUAUAGCAACAAACACUUGACAAUUAUGCAGACUCAGCAGAAAGCACUCCAGAUUACAAAGAAUCAAGUAGAUCUGACAAAAAAGCUAGCCCAAGAGCUGGUGGUGGUGGCUGUGGAUUCAUCAGGCAUUUCUGACCUCUUGUUGCAUGCAGAAGCAUUAGAAAAGGAAUACAGCAACAUCAAUGAGCAGGUUGAGCAGAAAUGUUCCUUCCUGGAAUCUAAACUCCAAGGAAUUGGCCAUUUCCAAAAUGUAAUAAGGGAGAUGUUUUCCCAGUUUGCAGAGUUUGAUGAUGAGUUGGACAGCAUGGCACCCGUGAGCAGGGAUCUAGUCACACUGCAGUCACAGCAGAGGGAUAUCAAAGCUUUCCUGAAAAAAUUGGAGGAACUCAUCACCAAUAAUGAAAAUGCAAACAAGACAUGUAAAGCGAUGCUAGCGAAUGAAGCAGAAACUUCUCCUGAUCUUGCAGGUAUAAAAAGAGACUUGGAAGCUUUAAAUAAGCAGUGCAACAAGUUACUUGACAGAGGAAGGACCAGAGAUGAGCAAAUUGAAGGGACUAUUAACCGCAUGGAGGAAUUCUACAGCAAACUACAAGGAUUUUCCAAGCUCCUUGGAGAAGCUGUAGAACAUGAGGAAUCCCAAGGUCCUGUUGCAAUGGAAACCGAAACGAUCAAUCAACAGCUGAGUGCAUUUAAGGUAUUUGAGAAAGAAGCGAUCGAACCGCUGCAGGUUAAGCAACAAGAGGUCAAUUGGUUGGGUCAAGGCCUUAUACAGAGUGCGACUAAAAACACUAGCACCGAAAACCUUGAGCAUGAUCUUGAGGAUGUGAAUACAAAAUGGAAAACUCUCAACAAAAAGGUGGCUCAAAGAGCAGCUCAGCUGCAAGAAGCCCUGCUGCACUGUGGAAGGUUUCAAGAUGCUGUUGAAUCUAUUCUGAGUUGGCUGAUUGAUACAGAAGACCUUGUAGCUAAUCAGAAACCUCCAUCGGCUGAGUUUAAGGUUGUGAAAGCCCAAAUUCAGGAACAGAAACUUCUCCAGAGAUUGUUGGACGACCGCAAGCCCACUGUCGAAUUGAUCAAGCGUGAAGGGGAGAAAAUUGCAGAGUCAGCAGAGCCUGCUGAUAAAGAGAAGAUCUUGAAACAGCUGAGCCUCCUGGAUAGCAGAUGGGAUGCGCUGCUCGAUAAAGCAAAAAGGAGAAAUCGCCAGUUGGAAGGUAUCUCUGUAGUGGCACAGCAGUUCCAUGAAACUUUUGAACCACUGGUGGAAUGGAUAGCAGCCACUGAAAAGCGGCUUUCAAAUUCAGAACCCAUUGGUACACAGGCUUCCAAACUUCAACAACAAAUUUCUCAACACAAAGCCUUAGAGGAAGACAUCAGCACUCACAACACAAGUUUACAGGAAGCCAUUCAUAUUGGUCAGGCUCUAAAGACCUUAUGCUCCAAGGAGGAUAAAGACAUGGUGCAGGAGAAACUAGAUUCUUCAGAAGCCCGAUACACAGAGAUUCAAGAGAAAUAUAGCAGUAGGGCUGAGCUUCUGCAGCAAGCGUAUUGCAAUGCUCAGAUUUUUGGAGAGGAUGAAGUCGAAUUAAUGAACUGGCUGAAUGAAGUUCAUGAGAAGCUGAGCAAACUGGCAGUCCAAGACUACAAUACUGACCUAUUAGGGAAACAACACACUGAAAUGCUGGUUCUUCAAGAAGAGAUUGUGCUCAGAAAGCAAAAUGUGGAUCAGGCUAUACAAAAUGGUUUGGAGCUUCUCAAACAAACCACAGGUGAUGAAGUUAUCAUUAUUCAGGAUAAAUUGGAAGGCAUUAAAGCAAGAUACAAGGACAUCACUAAGCUUAGUUCUGAUGUUUCCAAGACUCUAGAACAAGCUCUAAAGCUGUCAGGACAACUACAAUGUACCCACGAGGAACUCUGCACUUGGCUUGACAAAGUCGAGGUGGAAUUGUCGUCGUAUGAUUCUCAGGUCCCCAAAGGCAAAGAAUUAAAUAAGGCACAAGAAAGGCAAAAGGAAUUGAAAAAAGAAUCAAAGGACAACAAAACCUUGUUAGACACGCUCAAUGAAGUCAGCAGUGCUUUGCUGGAACUGGUGCCAUGGCGAGCGAGAGAAGGGAUAGACAGAAUGGUAACGGAAGACAAUGAACGAUAUAGGACUGUGAGUGACAGUAUAACUCAGAAAGUGGAAGAAACUGAUGCUGCCAUCUUAAGAUCGCAACAGUUUGAUCAAGCGGCAAAUACUGAAUUAGCCUGGGUUGAUGAAACAGGGAAAAAACUGAUGUCUCUGGGUGAUAUUAGGCUCGAACGGGAACAGACCACUGCUCAGCUGCAAGUUCAAAAGGCAUUUACCAUGGAGAUUUUGAAACACAAGGACACAAUAGAAGAACUUGUUGCAUCUGGAGAUGAGAUUAUGAAGACCUGUACGGAAGAGGAGAAACAAGCAAUGAAGAAGAAACUGGAAAGCCUUGUGCAGAAGUAUGAUAUUCUCUGUCAGAUGAACUCUAAAAGGAACCUGCAACUAGAACGGGCUCAGUCGCUGGUUAGCCAGUUCUGGGAAACACAUGAAGAGAUUUGGCCGUGGUUAACUGAAACAAAAAUGGUCAUCUCACAGCUUCCAGCACCAGCUCUUGAAUAUGAAACUCUAAAGCAACAGCAAGAAGAACACCGACAAUUACGAGAGUUGAUUGCUGAGCACAAGCCUCACAUAGAUAAGAUGAACAAAACUGGACCUCAGCUUCUGGAGCUGAGCCCACGGGAAGGUUUUUCAAUCCAAGAGAAAUAUGUAGCAGCUGAUGCCCUUUACAGCCAGAUUAAAGAAGAUGUCAAAAAGCGAGCACAAGCACUGGAUGAAGCCAUUUCCCAGUCUACCCAGUUCCAUGACAAGAUAGAUUCAACCAUUGAGAGCCUGGAGCGCAUCGUUGAACGUUUGAGGCAGCCACCUUCAAUCUCAGCAGAAGUCGAGAAGAUUAAAGAACAGAUCAGUGAAAAUAAGAAUGUGUCUGUAGACCUAGAAAAACUUCAGCCUGUGUAUGAAACACUCAAACAGCGUGGGGAGGAAAUGAUAGCACGUUCAGAAGGCGCUGAUAAGGAUAUUUCCGCUAAAGUGGUUCAAGACAAACUGGAUCAAAUGGUCUUUAUCUGGGAAGAUAUCCAUACCUUAGCUGAGGAAAGGGAGGCCAAACUGCUUGAUGCCAUGGAAUUAGCAGAGAAGUUCUGGUGUGAUCACAUGGGGCUUGUGGCGACUAUUAAAGAUACACAAGAUUUUAUCAGAGAACUAGAAGGAGCUGGGAUUGAUCCAUCAGUGGUAAAACAACAGCAAGAGGCAGCAGAGUCUAUCAAAGAAGAGGUAGAUGGAUUACAGGAAGAGCUGGAUGCAGUUGUGAACCUUGGCUCUGAACUCAUAGCUGCGUGUGGAGAACCUGACAAACCCUUAGUCAACAAGAGCAUAGAUGAGCUAAAUUCCGCUUGGGAUGCUUUAAAUAAAUCAUGGAAAGAGCGUGUUGACAAGCUUGAGGAAGCCAUGCAGGCUGCUGUCCAGUAUCAAGAUGGGUUGCAGGCAAUAUUUGACUGGGUGGAUAUCGCAGGUAGUAAAUUAGCCUCAAUGUCACCAGUUGGAACAGAUCUAGAAACAGUGAAACAACAAACAGAAGAACUGAAGCAAUUUAAGAAAGAAGCCUAUCAGCAACAGAUAGAAAUGGAACGACUGAACCAUCAAGCAGAACUAUUACUGAAAAAAGUGACCGAGGAGAGUGAUAAGCAUACUGUACAAGAACCUUUAUCUGAACUCAAACUUUUGUGGGAAAGUCUGGAGGAUAAAAUCGUCAGCCGUCAGCACAAACUGGAGGGUGCUUUGUUGGCUUUGGGGCAAUUCCAGCAUGCCCUGGAUGAGUUGCUGACAUGGCUGACGCAUACAGAAGACCUGUUGAAUGAUCAGAAACCUGUGGGUUCUGACCCCAAGGCUAUUGAAAUUGAAUUGGCCAAACACCAUGUGCUGCAAAAUGAUGUCUUAGCUCACCAGUCCACCGUGGAAACUGUUAAAAAAGCAGGAAAUGACCUGAUUCAAUCAAGUGCCGUUGAAGAAGCAAGCAACUUACAAAGCAAGCUGGAACUUUUGAAUCAGCGAUGGCAAAAUCUCUUGGAAAAAACAGAAAAAAGGAAGCAACAGUUGGACAGUGCUUUGAUCCAGGCUCAAGGUUUCCAUGGUGAAGUUGAAGAUCUGCAGCAAUGGCUGACAGAAACUGAACGUCAACUUUUGGCAUCGAAGCCUGUUGGUGGUUUACCAGAGACUGCAAGAGAGCAGCUUAAUACCCAUAUGGAACUCUGUGCUGCAUUUGAAGCUAAGGAGGAAACAUACAAAUGCCUGAUGCAAAAGGGCCUGCUUGCAAGCUGCCCAGGGUCUGUUGAAACAAAUGUUGAUCAAGACAUAAAUAAUCUGAAAGAAAAAUGGGAAUCCGUGGAAACAAAGCUUAAUGAAAGAAAGAUCAAACUGGAAGAAGCCCUCAGUUUGGCAGUGGAGUUCCACAAUUCACUGCAAGACUUCAUCAACUGGCUUACUCAAGCUGAGCAAACACUGACAGUGGCUUCUCGGCCAAGUCUAAUCUUGGAUACUGUCUUGUUUCAAAUUGAUGAACACAAGGUCUUUGCUAAUGAAGUGAAUGCCCAUCGUGACCAGAUCAUUGAGCUCGAUAAAACUGGAACCCAUUUGAAAUAUUUCAGCCAGAAGCAAGAUGUUGUCCUCAUUAAGAAUCUGCUGAUCAGUGUCCAGAGUAGGUGGGAAAAGGUGGUUCAGCGGUUAGUGGAACGGGGAAGAGCUUUGGAUGAUGCAAGGAAGCGUGCCAAACAGUUCCAUGAAGCUUGGAACAAGCUUACAGAAUGGCUAGAUGAAUCAGAAAAAACUUUGGAUGCGGAGCUUGAAAUUGCAAAUGAUCCAGACAAAAUUAAGAUGCAGCUCUCCCAGCAUAAGGAGUUCCAAAAAGCUCUUGGAGCCAAACAUUCUGUGUAUGACACCACAAACAGAAGUGGCCGUUCUUUAAAAGAAAAAACAACUCUUGCUGAUGACAAUUUGAAACUGGAUGAUAUGCUUAGUGAACUUAGAGACAAAUGGGAUACCGUCUGUGGAAAAUCUGUAGAAAGACAAAACAAACUGGAAGAAGCCCUGCUGUUUUCUGGACAAUUUACGGAUGCUCUUCAAGCUCUUAUAGAUUGGCUUUACAAAGUGGAACCGCAGCUGGCCGAAGAUCAGCCUGUGCAUGGAGACAUUGAUUUAGUGAUGAAUUUAAUAGAUAGUCACAAAGCCUUCCAGAAGGAACUAGGGAAGAGAACAAGCAGCGUCCAGGCUCUGAAACGCUCGGCCCGUGAGCUAAUAGAAGGCAGUCGUGAUGACUCCUCCUGGGUCAAAGUCCAAAUGCAGGAGCUUGGCACUCGGUGGGAUACUGUGUGUGCCCUGUCUAUCUCAAAGCAAACACGGCUGGAACAAGCUCUCAACCAGGCUGAGGAAUUCCAUUCUGUUGUCCAUGUACUGCUGGAAUGGCUGGCUGAGGCAGAACAGGCCCUUCGUUUCCAUGGUGUCCUUCCAGAUGAUGAGGAGGCUCUGCGUGGGCUCAUAGAGCAGCACCGGGAAUUCAUGAAGAAACUGGAAGAAAAAAAGGCUGAGCUAAAUAAAGCCACAGGUAUGGGGGAAGCUGUCCUGGCUAUCUGCCACCCAGACUCCAUCACUACCAUUAAGCACUGGAUCACAAUAAUCCGAGCAAGGUUUGAAGAGGUGUUAGCAUGGGCAAAACAACACCAGCAGAGAUUGGCAGGGGCCCUGGCUGCACUUAUCGCUAAUCAGGAAUUGUUAGAAGCCUUGCUGUCCUGGCUGCAGUGGGCUGAGACAACACUCACCGAAAAAGACAAGGAAGCCAUUCCUCAGGAAAUCGAUGAUGUGAAAGCACUCAUAGCUGAGCAUCAGACAUUUAUGGAGGAAAUGACCAGAAAACAGCCUGAUGUGGAUAAGGUUACUAAGACACAUAAAAGGAAAACAGUUGAAUCUGGUCCAAUCCAGUCUCAUAUUCCUGUGCUGGAUAAAGGAAGAGGAGGAAGAAAGCGUUCUCCAACACCAAGCAUGUAUCCUUCAGGUGCACAGACCCAGAUUGAAACCAAGAAUCCACGGGUAAACCUCUUAGUUAGCAAAUGGCAGCAAGUUUGGCUUCUAGCCCUGGAAAGACGAAGGAAACUCAAUGAUGCUUUAGACCGUUUAGAAGAGCUGAGAGAAUUUGCCAACUUUGAUUUUGAUAUUUGGCGGAAAAAGUAUAUGCGCUGGAUGAACCAUAAGAAAUCUCGAGUGAUGGACUUCUUUAGAAGGAUUGAUAAGGAUCAAGAUGGGAAGAUCACUAGGCAGGAAUUUAUUGAUGGCAUUCUUUCUUCAAAAUUUCCUACUAGUCGAUUGGAAAUGAGUGCUGUAGCAGAUAUCUUUGACAGAGAUGGUGAUGGAUAUAUUGACUAUUAUGAAUUUGUAGCGGCGCUUCAUCCAAACAAGGAUGCCUACAAGCCUCUGACGGAUGCAGAUAAAAUUGAAGAUGAGGUGACAAGGCAGGUAGCAAAAUGUAAAUGUGCAAAGCGAUUCCAGGUGGAACAAAUUGGUGACAAUAAAUACAGGUUCUUCCUGGGAAAUCAGUUUGGUGACUCCCAGCAACUCCGUCUUGUCCGUAUUUUGCGAAGUACGGUAAUGGUUCGAGUUGGAGGUGGAUGGAUGGCACUGGAUGAGUUCUUAGUAAAAAAUGAUCCCUGCAGAGUUCAUCAUCAUGGGAGUAAAAUGUUACGUUCGGAAUCAAACUCUUCAAUUACCACUCAGCCUACUAUAGCAAAAGGAAGGACGAACAUGGAGCUCCGCGAGAAGUUCAUUUUGGCAGAUGGAGCUAGCCAAAGUAUGGCUGCCUUCCGGCCAAGAGGGCGCAGAUCCCGACCAUCUUCAAGGGGUGCUUCGCCCAACAGAUCCAUGUCUGUGUCAAAUCCUCCUGCCCAAGGAGUUCCUGCACCAGCUGUUGCUGUCAGCACACCCAAGACACCCCAUCAUUUAACACGCAACUAUGGUAAACCAUGGUUGAUAAACAGCAAAACGUCAUCACCAUGUAAGCCACCAGAGUGUUCUGAAUAUCAAGUGUCAUCCACAGAGGGAACGCCAAUACAGGGAAGUAAACUUAGAUUGCCAGGAUAUUUGUCAGGAAAGGGUUUCCAUUCUGGAGAAGACAGUGGCCUAAUUUCAACAGCAGCUACGCGAGUCAGGGCACAUUUUGCAGACACCAGAAAAACACCAAGCAGACCUGGAAGUCGGGCAGGAAGCAAAGCAGGCAGCAGAGCAAGCAGCCGCCGAGGCAGUGAUGCAUCGGACUUUGACAUUUCAGAAAUCCAAUCUGUGUGCUCAGAUGUGUCAGAAACUGUUCAUACCCCUAUCAGGCCGACGCCGCGGCCAAAUUCUCGGUCAGCGUCUGGCAAGCCUUCCAAAAUUCCAACUCCACAAAGAAGAUCACCUGCCGGCAAAGUAGAAAAGGCCUCCAAGAGAUAAUGUGUUUGGCUCACUGAGGUCUUCUCCGCGCCCCUCCCCUCCCCGUGCAUUAAAUAUUUAAGUUUGUAAGAUGUAAAAUAUCCUGUAGAAAUUAUUGUGAAAUAUUACAAGAAUUGGAUUUUUAAUUUUGCAGAUGGCCUUAUUUGUGUAUUUGUCUUGUUUAUUUUAUGUGUAUAAGUUUUGUCAACUUUUGUUCAUUUGUUUAUGCCAUAUCCGAUGUGAACAGAGAGGAUUUUUUAAUGUAAACUAACGGUUGUUUGCAGUAACAUGUAGAGAGAGAGAGAGAGAUCACUAAAAGCAAUUACUGAAUGUGCAGUUAAGUCUUUGCGUCCGAAGUCAACAGGCCUGUCACUUUUCCAUUAACAGUAAAGGAUACCUCAUAAUGUUGUCUUAAUAAAAUUGGGAAAAAAAAGACACCAGGCAAAAUUAUGUAUUUCUAGUUAACAGAAUACAGCCUGCAAAGAGAGGCGCAGGGACACUAAAGAACAGGAGACACGGUUCACACAGCAGUUAAUCCAACAGCAUCUUCCAGGGAAUUCACAGAGACAGUUAUUUAAAGAGCACUUGCCAAUCCUACACUCCUCCAAUAUGUUACAGCAUUAUCAGUGUCAUUGCUUUAGAAGAAGGCAGACACAACCUGGAUACUGUAAUAGAACUAUUACACUUGCAUCAGAAUGACAGUAUAAUCUGCAUUCAUGUCAAUGUGAGGUUUUUGUUUGCUUGAGUGGAUGAUAGCACUAUAUCAUUGGACUCAUUUUAUAUCAAAGCAGUUUGGCUUGCAAAAAGAAAAGAAGAAACACUACGAAAUAAACCUUGUCCCUUCUCUUGGUUGCUAUUGUAUUCCUUAUAUCCCAGGGAGAUACAUGUUUUGUGUCAUGUUUACAGUAUUAUGAAAUCUGACAGUUCCAGACCGUUACUUUCAGAAUGAACUUUGUUGUAAUUUUUUUCCCCGUUCUCCACCACAUUUCAAGCAAUUACUGUAUUCCUUUAAUAAAAUGACGUUUACAUAUCAGAUGAUAAAA